Messenger RNA from Solanum lycopersicum (tomato), 769 nucleotides. The record is from RefSeq and is a predicted model, not a curated record. Lineage: Eukaryota; Viridiplantae; Streptophyta; Magnoliopsida; Solanales; Solanaceae.
AUGAUUCCAUAUCUUGGAAACACUUACAUCACCCCAUUGGAUAUUCAAGUUCGGGACCAACAUGUCUAUUAUAAUGUAGUGGAAGCAGAACCAGAUGGUGAGUUAUGGUACUCAAACAUUAAGAAUUUUUUGAAGACAGGGAGAUGCCCUGAACAUGCCAUUGGAAGCCAAAAAAGAACUGUUAGAUGUCUGACCAAAACCCUUAUUUUUUAUCCCUUCUAUCUCCUUCCUCUCCAACUGUCUCUCCUCUCUCUCCAUGCUACCACCCUCCCUCCCUCUCUCUGUGAUCGGGUGAAGACGUCACUGCCAAGAGGCGUGGCGCUGCUUUCUCUUCCCCGUCUCUCUCUCCUCGAUUUCUCUCCUCACUUCGCGAACAACAGGUGCUCGGUCCAGCAGCUCCAGCAGCAAAAACAGCAGCAGCGCACGACGAUAACACACAGCUCCAGCCGGGGAGUUUUAGGAAGCAAGCUCCAACUAGCAGCCACGAGAAUAAGCAAACGUGCCAUCGUCCUCAACUCAACAGUAAUUCAAGCCAGUCUUACUACAUCGAAAAUUCAGGGUGAGCUAAUGCUUCUAGCUUGGACUGGAUCUUCUUCUUCAAGUCUCGAUGCCUUGAACUUCCGGCAUGGACUAGCUUCUUAUGUAUUUUUAGCUUUUAGAAUACUCAUAGUUUAGUCGUUUGAUCGUAGAUGUUCUUGUGAUGAUGACUUCCAGAUUUUGGGGAAUAAUAGAUGUUGAAUUUAGAAGUUAAUGAAUUGGUCUUUAUUUA